CGCGCAGCUGAGGGGGAGCGGGCGCGGAGCGGAGCGCGGCCGGGGCGGCCCGGCCCCAGCCCCCGCAGGAUUUUUGUUGCCAAGAUACUGCAGCAAGGAAGAUGAGAAGGUUCUUAAGACCCGGACACGAUCCAGUGCGAGAGAGGCUCAAACGUGACCUUUUCCAGUUUAACAAGACUGUGGAGCAUGGAUUUCCCCACCAGCCCAGCGCCCUGGGCUACAGCCCGUUUCUCCGGCUCAUGGCCAUUGGGACACGAUCAGGAGCCAUCAAAUUAUAUGGUGCCCCUGGGGUGGAGUUCAUGGGUUUACAUGAAGAAAACAACACUGUAAUGCAGAUUCACUUUAUACCUGAUCAGUGCCAGCUGGUGACUCUGCUGGAUGAUAACAGCUUGCACCUCUGGAGCCUGAAGCAGCACGGAGGAGCGUCCGAGCUGCGCGAGGAACAUCGCUUCACCCUCAAAGGGCCACCUGGCUCUCCACCAAGUGCCACCCAGGUAACAGCUGUGCUUCCCCAUUCCUCACGGGAGGUGCUGUACCUGGGCACAGAGAGUGGCAACAUCUUUGUGGUGGAGCUGCCCUCGUUCCGAGUGCUGGAGGACAGGACCAUCACCCCUGAGGCCGUGCUGCAGCGGAUACCAGAAGAUAACUGCAACAGGCGAUCCUGUGAACUGGUGGAAGCCCUUCGGGAGCAUCCUAAGAAACCUGACCAGAUCCUAAUUGGAUAUAGCAGGGCCUUGAUUGUCCUCUGGGACCUGCAGAAUAACAAAGCAAUACAACAUUUCUUGGGCAGCCAGCAACUGGAGAACCUCUACUGGCAGAGGGAUGGCAGUAAAUUCAUUAGUUGUCACUACGAUGGAAGUUACACCCAGUGGCCAGUAUCCAGUGACAACAGGCAGUCAGAGCCUCUGGAAAACACGGUGCCUUAUGGUCCUUUUCCUUGCAAGGCCAUCUCCAAGAUCUACUGGCAGACAACAAAAAAUGGGCUUCCUUACAUAAUAUUCCAAGGAGGGAUGCCCCGGGCUAGCUAUGGGGACCGGCACAGUAUCACUGUUAUCCACGGCAGCCAGCAAACAGCCUUUGACUUUACCUCACGAGUGAUAGACUUCUUUAUAAUCUUCAGUUCAGAUCCUGCUGCAGAGUUCGAUGACCCCUCUGCCCUGGUGGUGCUGGCAGAAGAAGAGCUCGUGGUCAUAGACCUGAAAAGUGCAGGCUGGCCAGCAGUGCACCCUCCAUACCUGGCCUCCCUGCACUGCUCAGCCAUCACCUGCUCUCACCACGUCUCCAACAUCCCACUGAAGCUCUGGGAGCGGAUUAUCAGCGCUGGGAGCAAGCAGAACAUCCACUACUCCAGUAUGCCGUGGCCAAUCGAUGGUGGCAUCAACAUCGCUCCAGAUCCUCCACAGAGAGACUUGCUGUUAACAGGGCAUGAGGAUGGCACAGUGAGGUUUUGGGAUGCCUCUGGUGUCUGCUUGCACCUCCUUUAUAAGCUGAGCACAGUGAGAGUGUUCCUCACGGAUGCUGAUCCCAAUGACAACAUGAACACCCUAGGGGAGGAUGAAUGGCCUCCACUCCGCAAGGUUGGUACCUUCGAUCCUUACAGUGAUGAUCCAAGACUUGGGAUUCAGAAGAUCUACCUGUGUAAAUACAGCGGAUACUUGGCUGUAGCUGGUACAGCAGGACAGGUGCUGGUGAUGGAACUGAAUGACGAGGAUGCAGAACACAUGGUGGACCAUGCUGAAGCAGAUCUCCUGCAGGACCAAGAGGGUUAUCGAUGGAAGGGUCACGAGAAGCUAAAAACUCGAGAUGGGCCUGUUCGAUUUGAAGCUGGUUUUCAGCCAUUUGUCCUUGUCCAGUGUCAGCCACCAGCUGUGGUCACCUCUUUGGCCCUGCACUCAGAGUGGAAGCUUGUGGCCUUUGGUACCAGUCAUGGGUUUGGGCUCUUUGACCAUCAGCAGAAGCGACUGGUCUUUGUCAAGUGCACACUGCAUCCCAGUGACCAGCUGGCCUUGGAAGGUCCCCUGUCUCGGGUGAAAUCCCUGAAGAAGUCCCUCCGUCAGUCAUUCCGGCGGAUCAGAAGAAGCCGCGUGUCCAGUAGGAAGCGGCGAGGAGGUGGUGGGAAUGCCUCAGAGGUGCAAGAAGCAAAUGCCAAGUUUGACCAGGACGCGUUGCAGGAGAUGGAACUGGCUCCGGUCCAGCGCAAGAUCGAAGCGCGCUCGGCAGAAGACUCCUUCACUGGCUUUGUGCGAACCUUGUAUUUUGCUGAUACCUUCCUGAGAGACAGCUCCCGGCACUGCCCGUCCCUGUGGGCUGGCACCAAUGGAGGGACAGUCUAUGCUUUCUGUUUACGUGUUCCUCCAGCUGAGAGGAGGAUGGAUGAACCUGUGAGGGCAGAGCAGGCCAAAGAGAUUCAGCUGAUGCACAGGGCUCCUGUUGUGGGGAUACUUGUGUUGGAUGGACGCAGCACUCCCCUCCCAGAACCUCUAGAAGUAGCACAUGACCUUUCCAAGAGUCCUGAUAUGCAAGGCAGCCACCAGCUGCUAGUGGUAUCUGAAGAGCAAUUUAAGGUCUUCACGUUGCCCAAGGUCAGCUCCAAACUGAAGCUCAAGCUGACAGCCCUGGAGGGCUGCAGGGUUCGGAAGGUGACGGUUGCCAACUUUGGCAGCUGCAAGACUGACGAUUACAGCGAGAACGACCUGGCAGUGCUGACCAACCUGGGAGACAUCCAGAUCAUCUCCCUGCCCUUCCUCAAGCUGCAGAUCCGCUACCCCUGCAUCCGCAAGGAGGAUGUGAGUGGCAUUGCAUCCUGUGUCUUCACCAAAUACGGCCAAGGUUUCUAUCUGAUUUCUCCGUCGGAGUUUGAGAGGUUUUCCCUUUCCACCAAAUGGUUGGUGGAGCCCCGGUGCAUUGUGGACACGCCAGAAGUGACAAGCAACAACCACGUGCACAACAAGUCUGGCCCAGAGAAUGCUGCAAGGAAAUCCAGGGGACCAGGAAAGAGUCCGGGUGACUGUGGAGAAGAUGAAGGGAAGUCUGGGAGGCUGAUGGAACAUGCCUUACUCAAUGACGAAAAAGUGCUGAAGGAGAUCCAGAGUACUCUGGAGGGGGGCAGAGGCAGGAGAGAUCACAUUCCCACAUCCCCAAGGAACAGGACUCUGAGUAUUCGCAUACAGGAGCUAUGCAGAAAGAAAUUCGGCAAGAAGUCCAUUAGGACAUGGACUAAGUAAUGGAGGAGCAGAUUGACCAGAACUCAUGGAGGACUUGCUGGCAUCGGAUCGAGUGCCAAAACACUACUGACUGGGCAAACCGUCCCUGGGGAGAAGGCACCAGUGCUCCCAGCAGCCAGACUGGGGAGCUGCAGCUCCUGUGCUGUGCUUCUGCCUCCCCUUCAGUGCCUCUUGGAGACUUCUCCUGCUGGAGCCCACCUUGCUUUAGGACAGCAGUGGAUGCCAGGUCUGACGCGCCACAAGCCUCUGAGUACAUCUAACAUUCAAAUGUUUGCACAUUUCUCUUUUCUACUGGGCUGGGUUUUAAAUUAUAAAUGUUUUACUGCCUUGGUGCAGGAUUUUAAUAAACGCACACUGUUACCUCCAACAAUUAUUUUUUGUACAUUUUUUAAAAAAUCUUAUGGGUAUUUCAGUUUUAACGGAAACGUUUAGAAAUUUACUUUAAGGAAAAAAAACCAUUAAGUAAUAUAUGCUAGAUUCCUGUGACUGCUGUAUGUGGUAUCUGAAUGAAUAAUUUUGGGGUUUGUUUGUUAUGGUACUGUUAACUGGCUUUACGGAUUUGGGUAGAAUCUAUUUUUGUAGCCAUUCAAAUCAGAGGAAAACUAAUUGAAUUUGAUUUUUGUUUCAAGACUACGUUGCU
Messenger RNA from Hirundo rustica (Barn swallow), 3864 nucleotides. It is a transcript of the gene LLGL2, whose product is annotated as LLGL scribble cell polarity complex component 2. Gene Ontology annotation, cellular component: plasma membrane; cortical actin cytoskeleton; cytoplasm. The record is from RefSeq and is a predicted model, not a curated record. Lineage: Eukaryota; Metazoa; Chordata; Aves; Passeriformes; Hirundinidae. Bases 102 to 3224 code for a protein of 1040 amino acids. The transcript is spliced from 27 exons. Gene Ontology annotation, biological process: regulation of establishment or maintenance of cell polarity; cortical actin cytoskeleton organization; regulation of Notch signaling pathway. Gene Ontology annotation, molecular function: GTPase activator activity; myosin II binding.